Molecule: messenger RNA, 5606 nt
Organism: Herpailurus yagouaroundi (jaguarundi)
Lineage: Eukaryota; Metazoa; Chordata; Mammalia; Carnivora; Felidae
Gene: PHLPP1
Product: PH domain and leucine rich repeat protein phosphatase 1
Exons: 18
Coding region: 200-4645 (1481 amino acids)
Cellular component (GO): cytoplasm
Molecular function (GO): protein binding
Source: RefSeq, a predicted model, not a curated record
AGGCGGGCGGGCGCGCGGAAUGGAACACCGAGACACCGACGGAAUGCUCCGAAUUGCCACAUAAUCCCCUGGAACGGCCGCGCGGAACGCCAUUGGCUUCUCCCUUCUCCCCGCGCCGCCGUCUCCCACCUUCGCCUCAUCGCCUCCCUCUCCUCCCGCUGCCUCCGGAGCUGGGGGCGAAGCGCGAAGCCCCACUGCAAUGGAGCCCGCCGCCGCGGCUACGGCGCAGCGACUCCCAGAGACCAGCAGGGAGGACCGAGCUCCGGCUCCCGCGGCGGCGGCGGCGGCGGCUUUGGCGGCUCUGGCGGCAGCGGCCGGGGGCGGCCGGAGCCCGGAGACCGCGCAGACCUCGGCAGCCCCGACCGGCGGGGCGCGGGAAGAGGCCCCCGCUGCCGUCGGGGGCCCGCCGCGCGCGCCUCCCGCGGACCUGCAGCUGCGGGGCGGCCCGGGCGGGUGGGCACGCCGUUCCUCCCGCGCCAGCCCCGCGCCGUCUGACUCCAGCCCGGGGGAGCCGGGCGCCCCGCAGUCCCUGGACGGUGCAGCCGCGGGCCCGACCUCCGACACGGAGAGCUUCAGCCUGAGCCCCAGCGCCGAGAGCGUGUCCGGCCGGCUGGACCCCUACAGCAGCGGCAGCGGCUCGUCGUCGUCGUCCGAGGAGCUCGAGGCUGAUCCGGCCCCGUCGGGGGCUCCGGGCCAGCCCCGCCUGCCCGGCCGCUCUGCGCCGUCCCGGCCCGGAGCGGGCGGCCGGCCGCCUUCCCCGACGGCCUCUCCGCCUCCGCUGCAGCCGAAAGCGCCGAGGGCGGCCGAUGGCCCGGCAGGGGCCGCCCGGGACCGGCCGAGGGAGGAAAAGGCGGCUGCAGCCUCCGCCCUCGGCCGCCCCCAGUCGACCCCGGGUGGGAACGGGGCGGCCCCGGAGAAAGCGCCUCCGCCGCCCACCCUGUACGUGCAGCUCCACGGAGAGACCACCCGGCGCCUGGAGGCGGACGAGAAGCCAUUGCAGAUCCAAAAUGACUACCUCUUCCAACUGGGAUUUGGGGAGUUGUGGAGGGUGCAGGAGGAAGGCAUGGACUCGGAGAUUGGCUGCCUCAUCCGCUUCUAUGCAGGAAAACCCCACAGCACUGGUGGCUCUGAACGGAUUCAGCUCUCAGGAAUGUAUAACGUCCGUAAAGGCAAAAUGCAGUUGCCGGUGAACCGAUGGGCCAGACGCCAAGUCAUCCUGUGUGGGACCUGCCUGAUGGUGUCAUCUGUGAAAGACAGCUGGGCCGGAAAGAUGCAUGUUCUGCCUCUCAUUGGUGGAAAAGUAGAAGAAGUGAAAAAGCACCAGCACUGUUUAGCAUUUAGCUCCUCUGGACCCCAAAGCCAGACUUACUACAUUUGUUUUGAUACAUUCACAGAGUAUUUAAGGUGGCUUCGACAAGUCUCCAAGGUGGCUUCACAGCGCAUUAGCUCAGUGGACCUCUCGUGCUGUAGCCUGGAGCACCUGCCUGCCAACCUCUUCUACAGCCAGGACCUCACGCACCUCAACUUAAAACAAAACUUCCUAAGGCAAAAUCCCUGCCUGCCAACUGCCAGGGGGCUCAAUGAACUGCAAAGGUUCACCAAGUUGAAGAGUCUUAACCUUUCCAAUAACCACUUAGGGGAAUUCCCAUUAGCUGUCUGCAGUAUUCCAACCCUGACUGAGUUGAAUGUGUCCUGCAACGCCCUUCGAGCAGUCCCAGCAGCCGUCCGAGUUAUGCACAACCUACAGACAUUUUUGUUGGAUGGAAACUUUCUCCAGGCCCUUCCUCCUGAGUUGGAGAAUAUGCACCAGCUCAGUUAUCUUGGUCUUUCUUUUAAUGAAUUCACUGACAUUCCAGAGGUUUUGGAGAAAUUGACUGCUGUGGAUAAACUUUGUAUGUCUGGAAACUGUAUGGAAACCCUGCGGCUACAGGCUUUAAGAAGAAUGCCUCACAUUAAACAUGUGGAUCUGAGACUGAACAUAAUUAGGAAGCUAAUAGCAGACGAAGUGGACUUUCUCCAGCACGUCACUCAGCUUGAUCUGCGCGACAAUAAGCUUGGUGACCUCGAUGCUAUGAUUUUCAACAACAUUGAAGUUUUGCACUGUGAAAGGAAUCAGCUGGUGACAUUAAACAUCUGUGGCUACUUCCUAAAAGCACUCUACGCCUCUUCUAACGAACUUGUACAACUGGAUGUUUACCCAGUUCCAAAUUAUCUGUCCUACAUGGAUGUUUCAAGGAACUGCUUAGAAAACGUGCCUGAGUGGGUAUGCGAAAGCCGAAAGCUGGAAGUUUUGGAUAUUAGUCAUAAUCAAAUAUGCGAACUUCCUGCACGCUUAUUUUGUAACGGCGCUCUCCGGAAGCUACUGGCGGGACACAAUGAGCUGACGAGGCUCCCUGAGAGGCUGGAAAGGACCUCGGUGGAGGUCUUGGAUGUACAGCACAACCAGCUCCUGGAGCUGCCGCCGAACCUUCUGAUGAAGGCCGACAGCCUGAGAUUCCUGAAUGCGUCUGCCAACAAACUGGAAACCCUUCCGCCAGCCACUCUGUCGGAAGAGACGAGCAGCAUCCUGCAGGAGUUGUAUUUGACAAAUAACAGCCUCACAGAUAAAUGUGUGCCCUUGUUAACAGGGCACCCCCACCUAAAGAUCCUUCACAUGGCCUAUAAUCGACUUCAGAGUUUUCCAGCAAGUAAAAUGGCAAAACUGGAGGAACUUGAAGAAAUUGAUGUCAGUGGGAAUAAACUGAAAGCCAUCCCGACCACUGUCAUGAAUUGCAGGCGUAUGCACACCGUGAUUGCACAUUCUAAUUGCAUUGAAGUCUUUCCUGAAGUGAUGCAGCUCCCAGAAAUCAAGUGCGUGGACCUGAGCUGUAAUGAGCUAAGCGAAGUCACUUUACCAGAAAACCUGCCUCCAAAACUACAAGAACUAGACCUGACUGGAAACCCCCGACUUGCCCUCGAUCACAAAACCCUGGAAUUGCUGAAUAACAUCCGCUGUUUCAAGAUUGAUCAGCCUUCAGCAGGAGAUGGAUCUGGAGCCCCAGCUGUAUGGAGCCACGGCUACACCGAAGCUUCAGGAGUGAAAAACAAGUUGUGUGUCGCAGCCCUGUCGGUGAACAACUUCUGUGACAACCGGGAGGCCCUGUACGGGGUGUUUGACGGGGACCGGAACGUGGAGGUGCCCUACCUUCUCCAGUGUACGAUGAGUGACAUUUUGGCCGAAGAGCUGCAGAAAACCAAAAAUGAAGAAGAAUACAUGGUCAAUACGUUCAUUGUUAUGCAAAGGAAGCUUGGAACUGCUGGGCAGAAGCUUGGAGGUGCUGCUGUCCUCUGUCACGUCAAGCACGACCCUACGGACCCAGGAGGGUCCUUCACCUUGACCUCCGCUAAUGUGGGGAAGUGCCAAACGGUUCUCUGUCGGAAUGGGAAGCCGUUGCCUCUGUCCAGAUCAUAUGUCAUGAGCUGCGAAGAAGAACUGAAGAGAAUUAAGCGGCACAAGGCCAUUAUCACUGAGGACGGCAAGGUGAACGGAGUGACGGAGUCCACGCGCAUCCUGGGGUACACCUUCCUGCACCCCAGCGUGGUGCCGCGCCCACACGUGCAGUCCGUGCCCCUGACCCCCCAGGACGAGUUCUUCAUCCUGGGCAGUAAGGGCCUGUGGGACAGCCUGUCCGCCGAGGAGGCGGUGGCGGCCGUGCGCAACGUGCCCGACGCCCUGGCGGCCGCCAAGAAGCUGUGCACCCUGGCGCAGAGCUACGGCUGCCGCGACAGCCUCAGCGCCGUGGUGGUGCAGCUGAGCGUCGCCGAGGACGGCUUCUGCUGCUGCGAGCUGGGCGCCGGCGGGGCCGGGCCCCCGCCCAGCCCCGGCAUCUUCCCGCCGGCCGCGAGCAUGGCGACCAGGGACCGGCCGGCCGACGCGCUGGGCGUGCCGUCGUCCAGCAGCGGCAUGGCCUCCGAGAUGAGCAGCGAGCUGUCCACCUCCGAGAUGAGCAGCGAGGUGGGCUCCACGGCCUCGGACGAGCCGCCGCCCGGCGCCCCGGCCGAGAGCAGCCCCGCCUACGCCAGCGAGCCGCGCUGCGCGCUGCACCCGGUGGGCCUGGCCCACGCGUUCCAGCGCCAGCUGUCCAGCGCCACCUUCUCCAGCGCCUUCUCCGACAACGGCCUGGACAGCGACGACGAGGAGCCCAUCGAGGGCGUGUUCACCAACGGCAGCCGCGUGGAGGUGGAGGUGGACAUCCACUGCGGCCGGGCGCGGGAGAAGGAGAGGCGGCGCCCGCCGCAGGGGCCGGCCGAGGCCAGCGACGAGGGCAUCGUCAUCAGCGCCAACGAGGAGGAGCCGGGGCCGCCCAGGAGGGCGGACUCCGCCGCCGCGGGGACCGCGGGGCGCCGCCGGGCCAACGGCUCCGUGGCGCCCCAGGAGAGGAGCCACAACGUGAUCGAGGUGGCCGCGGACGCGCCUCUCCGCAAGCCCGGGGGCUACUUCGCGGCGCCGGCCCAGCCGGACCCCGAGGAUCAGUUCAUCAUCCCCCCGGAGCUGGAGGAGGAGGUCAAGGAGAUGAUGAAGCAGCAGCAGCAGCCGCCACCGCCGCCCCUGCAGCCGCCGGGCCCGGGGGACCAGCUGCCAGACUGCUGUGACACGCCGCUAUGACCCCACCCCCCGGCCCCCCCAGGCGCUCUUGAACAAAUAAACUAACCCAGAAAGACUGAGUUGCAAGAGUCUCCCAGGCUCACGUUAAACCAGGGGUUCACUCCACGCCCUCCCCCGCUUUCCCACCCUGUCUCGGCACCUAGUCCUGGGCUCUCCCUCUGUUGGUCAUUUUUUUUUUUAAAUAAUCACCACUUUUCUUCUAGCGAUGCUUUACGUUUAACUUCUUCCCCUAACGUAUCAGAUGUGUAAAGACAAAGAAAAGGUUUAAUAUAUUACAGAGAAACGGUUAAAGAUAAUGUAAUAUUUUUUAAAAUGGCUUUUUCUUGUUUUGUUUGGAGGGCAGGGUGCGUUGCCAGUGCUAAAUGACUUAAUAAUAUUGUAAUUCUGUAUUUCUUUGGGGGAAAAGGCUUUUUUUUUUUUUUUGUCUUGAAAAUGAUAGACAUUUGUAGAAUAUGGAGACUAACUCCUAGGAGUUGCUUUACUCUGUCAGGUGACUUAAGUCACUGGGAUUCACUAAUUUUCUCUGAGAGAACAGUUGAUUGAGAAAUUUCUAUUGUAAAUAGCUCAGUGCUGUAUAGUGACGCUUCGGACGUUUUGUAGUUUUGGCGAAAGGACAAGCCUGAACGACUGACUUUUCCCUUCCUCGCCCCCCUCCUAACCUGCCUCCGGCUCAUUCGGUGUGGAGGCCGAGAGCAGCUAAGGGGCUUCUGUUCCAACCAGGCGGAUCUCAGGCCACUGGAAACUAACCUGCACACAGGGGCCUCUGAGCCGUUUUUCUUCCUCUCCCGUCCCCGCCCCCUUGCCCUCCGCAGACACUUGGUGUGUCCCUUACUGCUGCCACAAUCAGCAUGACUGUAGAGCCUUCAGCUAGAUCAUUUACAUACCGAGAGUUCUAUUAAAGCAGAAUGCACAAAUGAACAUGUCAUAAUUUUUGUUAUAAUAAAUAUGAAAUUUACAAGUA